Cynocephalus volans (Philippine flying lemur) is the source of this 2269-nucleotide messenger RNA. It is a transcript of the gene MTPAP, whose product is annotated as mitochondrial poly(A) polymerase. The record is from RefSeq and is a predicted model, not a curated record. The coding region runs from base 8 to 1759 and encodes 583 amino acids. Gene Ontology annotation, molecular function: poly(A) RNA polymerase activity. Gene Ontology annotation, cellular component: mitochondrion. NCBI's taxonomy places the organism in Eukaryota, Metazoa, Chordata, Mammalia, Dermoptera, Cynocephalidae. The transcript has 9 exons.
UCUGACAAUGGCGGUUCACGGCGUGGGGCUGUUGACCCGUUUGCCCCUAUGUGUCCAGAGAAGAAGUAGAGUCCAGCGUCCUAUCCUCAGGCUUUUCAGCUGCCCAGGAACUGUGGCCGCAGACCCCAGGAGAGAAGAGCAGCCUUCGGGAAGCGCGGAGACAGGCUCUGAAGACAAGACUCCAAAAAAGAGAUUCUCUGAGGUACAAAAAGAAAGACGAGAACAGGCACAGCGGACUGUUUUAAUACAUUGCCCAAAUAAAAUCAGUGAAAAAAAGUUUCUCAAAUAUUUAUCCCAACAUGGACCUAUUAAUAAUCAUUUUUUCUAUGAAAGUUAUGGUCUCUAUGCUGUCGUAGAAUUUUGCCAAAAGGAAAGUGUAGACUCACUGCAAAAUGGGACUCAUACUCCAAGCAUGAGCACGGAAGCUGUGAUUCCAUUCAGAUCACGUUACUUCAAUUUAAAGUUGAAGAAUCCGUCAAACCAGGCUUCUGAGCAGUCAUGUAUACAGUGUAGUAAUCAGUUGCCUCCCUCAAGCAAGAAGGUUUUUGAAUUACUUCGUUGUGCAGAAAGUAUAGAUGAUCAGCUGAACAGUCUCCUGAAGGAAUUCCAGCUAACAGAGGAAAACACUAAGCUCCGCUAUCUCACCUGUUCUCUCGUUGAAGACAUAGCAGCUGCGUAUUUUCCGGACUGUACAGUCAGACCCUUUGGCUCCUCAGUGAACACUUUUGGGAAAUUAGGAUGUGAUUUGGACAUGUUUUUGGAUCUAGAUGAAAUUGGAAAACUCAGUGCUGUUAAGACUGCAGGAAAUUUUCUGAUGGAAUUUCAAGUGAAAAAUGUUCCUUCAGAAAGAAUUGCAACUCAGAAGAUCCUGUCUGUGAUAGGGGAAUGCCUUGACCACUUUGGCCCUGGUUGUGUGGGCGUACAAAAAAUUCUAAAUGCUCGGUGUCCACUCGUGAGGUUCUCCCACCAGGCCUCUGGAUUUCAAUGUGAUUUGACUACCAACAAUAGGAUUGCUCUGAAAAGUUCUGAACUCCUUUAUAUAUAUGGUGCCCUGGACUCAAGAGUAAGAGCCUUGGUGUUUAGUGUGCGUUGCUGGGCUCGAGCACAUUCGUUAACGAGUAGCAUUCCUGGUGCUUGGAUUACAAAUUUCUCCCUUACAAUGAUAGUCAUCUUUUUUCUCCAGAGAAGAUCACCCCCUAUUCUUCCAACGCUAGAUUCCCUAAAAAACCUAGCAGGUGCAGAAGAUAAAUGUAUAAUAGAAGGUAACAACUGUACAUUUAUUCGUGACUUGAAUAGAAUUAAACCUUCAGGAAACACGGAAACACUAGAAUUACUACUGAAAGAAUUUUUUGAAUAUUUUGGCAAUUUCGCUUUCAAUAAAAAUUCCAUAAAUAUUCGACAGGGAAAGGAACAAAACAAACCUGAUUCUUCUCCUCUGUACAUUCAGAAUCCUUUUGAAACUUCUCUCAACAUAAGCAAAAAUGUAAGUCAAAGUCAGUUGCAGAAGUUUGUAGAUUUGGCCAGAGAAAGUGCCUGGAUUUUACAACAGGAAGGUAAGGAUAGACCAUCCGCAUCAAGUAAUCAGCCCUGGGGGCUGGCAGCCCUUCUCCUACCAUCUAUAGCAAAUGGAAUGGCUCUUGCCAAAAAGAAAGGGAAAAAGCCUGCAAAUGAAACAGUUAAAAACUUGUUAGAAUCCUUAAAGAGUAACAGUGCAGAAAAUUCCACAAACACCAACAGGAAAAGAACGACUAGUCCUUAGACAUAAUGGCUUCUACUUUGCUUUGAGAAGUGACUGUAUCCUGUAAAAUGGUCUUUGGACUACCUGGAAGAACUGGUAUGAAACUUCCACAGAUCUCGACUUUCAUCUGAUGUCCCUUUUCAUGACCUUCUCAUUGGCUCCCUCUAUCUGGUUGGAAGUUCUGGGAUGUUUUCAGUCUGAUCAGUCUGAUACCCAGUGGCAGUUUAUUAAAACAUCAGCCAUAAGGAACGGGUGAGAGGAGAUUGGAAUGUACUUUAACUAAAUAAAUAAACUAUAUGAAGCAAAUGGUGAAAAAUCAGUUUUAGCAUCAAAUCAUCGUUGAUAUCCGUGACGGUCCUUGGUUGGAAAAUAUUUAAAAAGACUUCUUGUUAUGUACAUAUGUAGGUGAUGAAUACAAUAAAGCUUCAAAAUUUGGUAGUACUCUUUAAUAUGUAUUUUUAUAUUUUUUAAGCAAAGAACUCUUAUUCACAUAUAAAUUAAAACAGGUUGGUACUGACAUCUAAAAAUGUU